UCAGAACAGUCGAGAUGCAUAAUCUAGUAAACACACUUGUUCGUCGAGGGUUUAGCUCUGUGGUGCCUAAAUUUGAAGAGAUUAAAAUCCCAGUACCUUGGGGUCACAUAGCAGCAAAAUGGUGGGGACCUCAGGACAAACAGCCAGUUUUGGCCAUUCACGGUUGGCAAGAAAACUGCAACUCCUUCGACCCUUUGAUGAAGAUUCUGCCAGCAGAUUUGAGCGUUCUGGCAAUUGACAUGCCAGGCAAUGGAUUCUCUUCAAGAUAUCCUUCUCACGGAAAUUUCCAUGUACUGGAAGACGUUCUUGCCCUCCGAACACUCACCCAACACUUCGCCUUCAAAGAUCCCUUCAAGUUCCUUCUGCACUCGUACUCGAUCGGUGCUGGAUUUAUUUACGCCUCAAAUUACCCAAAAGAUGUGGACAGGAUGCUGGCGAUUGAUUUCAUAAAACCUAUGAGUGUGGAUGGCAAACUUCUAACCAAUGCAGGAGGGCAGUUUUUGGACAAAUUGGUGGACAUUGAGAUGAAGAUUGAAAAGGUCAAAGAAGCUACCCUUGAGAAGCAUGCAGAGAUGUACAGUAAGGCCGUGAUGAACAGCAUCUCCGUUGAAAAGUCAAAGUUGCUGAUGGAACGCAGCACAGCUCUCAAUCCCGAAACUGGAUUUUACUACAUCACUCGAGAUCCGAGAAUCAAAAUAAACUUCUACUUUAGCUUUCCAAAUGAAUUUUUCGUUGAAAUGGCCAAGAACAUCAGAUGUAAGAUUUUUUACAUUCACGCGAAGAAAGGAUUGGUUUUCGAGCACCCGAAAGUCAUCAAGGCUGUACAGGUGGAAAUUGAGAAGGCGACGGACGUUGAGUAUGCGGAAGUUGACGGAACGCACCACGUGCACAUGGAAAAACCAGAACUAGUCAAACCUUUUGUACUUGACUUUUUAUUUGGAAGGAAGUGUUAAAAAUUGCUAGCAUAAUUAAAAAUUUGAAAUUUUUGUCAUCUGGACUCUAAAAAAGUAAUUUUUUCUUAAAUAAAUACAAAUUAUUUGUAUUUAAUUCUGAAACAUGAUUGUAAAUAAAUACACCUUUAUUAAAAAAAAAAAAAAAAAUACCUGACGCAUUUAUAACUAAAUUAAUGUGAACUUAAAUUUCCAAAUUUAAAUUAGUUCAGCUAAAUUAUCACAAAAAAUGUGUUUUUUCUUUCUUAUAUUUAUUGAAAUUGUUUGUAAAUCAAUAUUUCUUUAUAAUUUCCACAACAAAAAUCUGUCAAAAAUCAUUUUAAAAAAAUGUAUAAUUUCACCAGUGUAUUAAAUUGGAGUUGAAGAAAAAUUUUCUUAAAAUUUACAUUUUGAGCAAAAUCUCCAACAAUUGUUUGAUUUUCCCAAGCAAAACAUUAUUGUUCGCGGAUGGGCGAGGAAUAAUAAUAUAACUUGGCCUCUCUCGCAUGCAUAAAAAGCAGUUCUCAGCAUAUACGGACAUGAAUGUGUGUGUACAUUGGAGCGCGCGCACACAUUCUCCUCCUCUGCAAUUUAUUCUAAACGUCUCAAUUCAUCAGCGGCAGCAGCGUGAUCUGCAAACAGCCGAGCGAUGAAUAUGAAAAGGGUUGCGAGCCCAUUUGAUUGCGGGCUGCUGACAUUACAACAAUGAGAGCGAGCCAAAAUAUAUCACCAGCCGCAUAA
This is a messenger RNA of Neocloeon triangulifer, 1670 nucleotides long. RefSeq names its product probable serine hydrolase. The transcript is spliced from 3 exons. The record is from RefSeq and is a predicted model, not a curated record. NCBI's taxonomy places the organism in Eukaryota, Metazoa, Arthropoda, Insecta, Ephemeroptera, Baetidae. Bases 15 to 953 code for a protein of 312 amino acids.